AGAUGAUGUUUCGAGGUGGACACAGGGGCCAGCGUUGUCAGGGUGCUUGAGGAGCGUUGCUCAGAGAGACCGUUUUCCUGGAGGGGAUUUUGCCGGAGGGUCGUUGGUCUUCUUCGCCGGCUGUCGAUCACGCUUCGAGGGUGAUUGAAACAUGCCGCCAAGAAAAAGAAAGGGAGGUUUCAAAAAGAAGAUCAAGGCCGUGGCUGAGCUUGUGGGACUUUCGAGUGGUUCGUCGUCGCAGACACGUCCUCCUAGCGCUCCUCCUAGCCCUCCACCACGGAGGAAGAAUGCCCAGCCACGGCGACUUCGUACCCCUUCUCCUAGUCCUCCCCCAGCCGAGGAUGAUGACGAGGAGCAGUGGGGUGGGGAGGACGAGGAGGACGGUGAGGAGCACGGUGGGCAGGACGAGGAGGCCGGUGGGGAGGACGGUGGGGAGGACGGUGGGGAGGACAGUGGGGAGGACGGUGGGGAGGACGGUGGGGAGGACGGUGGGGAGGACCUCGAGGAGGAUGAGGGGCUGGGGGGUAUGCCGCAGGAGCUAGACCCGACCCUAGUUUGGUCUCCGCCGGUGGAGGAGGUGUACGUUGCAGCCGAGGAGAGGCUGGAACCACGGGACAAGAAGCCGUAUAGGCGCGGGAUUACGAAACUCCCCAAGCUAAAAACUUGGGCCUUCCGCGAUGUUGUUCUCGUGCCCGCUGGAAAGAGCAUGUUCAAGUAUGGCGACCCGAGGAGGAAGCCGACACGUGAGUACCCGAACAUCCUUGGAGGCAUAAUUAGGAAGCAUUUCCCUGGGAUUGUCAAUCUCCCUACUGGUGGCCGCGACGUGGCUUGGACUUGGAAGCACUACAGCUACGCGGAAGAUCCUAGCGGCAAGUACGGAAACAUGCAAGAGCGGGUUGUCCGCCACUUCUGGGUACGUGACUUUUGGCUUCUUAGCAUUCAAACACUUCUUGGCUACCAAUAG
Molecule: messenger RNA, 964 nt
Organism: Lolium perenne
Lineage: Eukaryota; Viridiplantae; Streptophyta; Magnoliopsida; Poales; Poaceae
Biological process (GO): transposition
Source: RefSeq, a predicted model, not a curated record